CACUACCCGGCGUGCCGCGCGCGGCGCUUCCCCCACCCGCUAAUGUUUUGGCCGAUUCAAGAUGGCGGUGCAGGAGUCAGCUGCUCAGCUUUCCAUGACCCUGAAGGUGCAGGAGUACCCGACCCUCAAGGUGCCCUAUGAAACACUGAAUAAACGCUUCCGGGCUGCUCAGAAAAACAUUGACCGAGAGACGAGCCACGUCACCAUGGUGGUGGCCGAGCUGGAGAAGACGUUGAGCGGCUGCCCCGCCGUGGACUCUGUGGUCAGCCUUCUGGAUGGCGUGGUGGAGAAGCUCAGCGUCCUCAAGAGGAAGGCGGUGGAGUCCAUCCAGGCGGAGGACGAGAGCGCCAAGCUGUGCAAGCGCAGGAUCGAGCACCUCAAGGAGCACAGCAGCGACCAGCCCGCGGCGGCCAGCAUGUGGAAGAGGAAGCGCAUGGACCGCAUGAUGGUGGAGCACCUGCUGCGCUGCGGCUACUACAACACGGCCGUGAAGCUGGCCCGCCAGAGCGGCAUCGAGGACUUAGUGAACAUCGAGAUGUUCCUGACUGCCAAAGAAGUGGAGGAGUCCCUGGAGAGGCGCGAGACCGCCACCUGCCUGGCCUGGUGCCACGACAACAAGUCCCGGCUGCGCAAGAUGAAGGGCCGCCAAAGCGAGCACGACGCGAAGACGGGACGGAAAAGUAGAGUGGCCAGUGGCUCCCCUAAAGAGAGUGAGGAUCUUGGUAUGGAAACCAUAAAAGGAAAGCCAGAAUUGAGCUGCCUGGAAUUCAGCCUCAGGAUUCAGGAGUUCAUUGAACUCAUCCGGCAGAACAAGAGACUGGACGCCGUGAGACACGCGAGAAAGCAUUUCAGUCAGGCCGAGGGGAGCCAGCUGGACGAGGUCCGCCAGGUCAUGGGCAUGCUGGCCUUCCCACCAGACACGCACAUCUCGCCCUACAAGCUGAGUCGCUCACGGUCCCGUCUUGGAAGAUCUGGGGAUUCCAGCAACUUUCCCCCGUUCCUGUGGCUGCUCCCCGUCGGGGUCCCUUGGCCAUCAGUCCGGUCACGCCCACACGAGUGUCCUUAUAAAGGCCGCUUGGCUGGACCCUUAGUGCUCUUUCUGAGCAGCCUUCUCGUGUUUUGCAACACGGACAGAAGUUUCCAGAUCAUAAAGUUCUGCUUUCUUUUGGUGGGCAGUUCCGCCCUUAAGUCAUUUUUGUCUUCACGUGCGUUACUGUAAAUGGGACUUUGCUUAGAGACCACCUCGGUCGGACUCUCAGUGUCCUCGCACAUCUCCGUCCUCCGGGGUCUCCGGGACAGCAGCACAAAGCCGCCGCACUCUCUGCCGCCUCUGACAGGGCUGGCCUUUCCUCGGCCUCCCUGCCGCCGUCCCGCUCCUGACCCCCUAGCCGCUCGCCCUCCAUGAAGACUGGGGCUCUCCGUGUGGGACCAGUCCCAUCGCCGCAGCAUGGACUCUGUGUGGUCACGCGUCCACACUGUCCCAGCUGUGGCCCCAGUUCUGGGUGUUCGUUGCACGGCUCCUCCCUCGGUUUUCCGUCGUCGUCUUUCUGGGCUCUGUGACAAUCCCACAGGCUUGGCGGCUUAGUCCUCACAGUCUCGAGCCUGGGAGCCCUGGAUCGUGGCACCAGCAGGGUCCGGUGAGGCUCCCUGCCUCCACCCCCUUCCUGAGCCUAUGGCUCCUGGAGGUCCACCUGCCGACACUGUCACGGCGAGGGACACGGCACUCGACCCUGGUGUUCCUCUCGCUGUUGUCAGCCUGUCCCCAGGAGGGAGGGAAGUGAACUGCCUUCCCCGUGGGCUGAACCCGCCUUGUUCUCUGAGCCUGGACAUUGGGCUCUGAGGUCCCACGUGCCCCAUGUGGUUUUGUGGGCCGCCAGCGCCUGUCCCGGGCACAGCAGAGCAGACCUCGCCCCCACUUACUGAAGUGCUUGGCCGCAGGCCUUCUCCGGGCUGCUGGAAGCUGCUUCUUUGUCCCGACUGGGUGCACACAGUCCCGAGGUGUCAGGCAUGUCCUGUGAUACAGCCUCUGUUCACAGAGAUCUUGGGCGUGAUCGCGUGUCUCUUCCCUGCUCUGGAGAAGGUUUGCGAGAAGUGCAGAAGGGGCCUGCCCUUAGUGCGUGAGAAGGCCUGCUCGGGAUGGCAUCCGUGGGGCCCAUGCCCACUCUCCUCCCUGGAGAGGCCUCACGGCGGCAGGAAGGAGCAGGGCCAGUGCUGCCAUCGCAGCCGGAGGACCGGAGGGCUGACCGUCUGGGAGACAUCCUGGCGGCGUGGAAGAGAAACCACGGCAGCCAGUGCACAGCCAAGGCCGGCUGGGGGUCAGGGAGGCUGGGCGGCACAAGAGAGGAAGGCCGGGACCUGCACAGUCUCGGCGGAGGGGCGCGGGCCGUCAAGGGAAGUGCCGAGGCGGUGGCGUGCCCUGGGGUCCGUGUCGAGGGGGCACAGCCCUGACCCCUUGUGGCAGGAAGUCACAGGUCUAAGUGGGUCACGUGAGAGGCAGGAUGAAGUGCUCUGGUCUCGGAGAGGUGGCCACACCAGUGGCCCGAGGCCAAGGGUCUGUUGAGAGAGGGGUUUGCAGAGCCUCUGGACUGUGGGCUUGGUCCCCUGUGGGCUUUGCUGUGGUAAAAAUAACAUUAAAGACACGUGUUUUUAACAUUGGAGUGAAGUGUGCUAUUUGCCCCGGACUUGGGCUCCCCGUGGGGCUCCCACCCAGCGGUUGCCUGUGCCUCUGCCUUGACGCGGGGCCCCUGACCCUUGUGCUUGACGUCCAGGGUUUCCCUCCUGUUGGUGUGUGCCCUCCCCUCCCUGCUCUUGUAGGCUCUGAACUUGGAAAGCUCUGGAGACGGGCUCAUCAGGCCCGGUGUUCUGUUCUGCGGUUCUCCACCCUGAGCUGGGCUGCUGGGUCCCAUGCCAGCAAGUCCCUUUCUGGAACGAGACUUUUCCUCUGGAACCUCAGUGCCUUUAUCCGUGCCCAGCUGUCUUUAGACCCACUGAGUCCCCUUCUUGCCGCGAGGCCACGGGACCCGCACCCUCUACCAUCCGUCCGCACAGAACACACUGGCGGUCCCGUGGGCAGACGUGGGGUCCGGGCUUCGGGCGCGCUGUGCCGCUCUCCGGCUGGCGGCCGUGGGCUCGUGGGGGCCCGCCUUCUGUUGCCAGGGACUGCAGUGGGCCCCGGGGUGCCCCCAGCACCGCUCU
Messenger RNA from Panthera uncia (snow leopard), 3195 nucleotides. It is a transcript of the gene MAEA, whose product is annotated as macrophage erythroblast attacher, E3 ubiquitin ligase. Gene Ontology annotation, cellular component: cytoplasm; GID complex; nucleus. The record is from RefSeq and is a predicted model, not a curated record. Gene Ontology annotation, biological process: proteasome-mediated ubiquitin-dependent protein catabolic process. The transcript has 8 exons. Gene Ontology annotation, molecular function: ubiquitin protein ligase activity; protein binding. NCBI's taxonomy places the organism in Eukaryota, Metazoa, Chordata, Mammalia, Carnivora, Felidae. Bases 62 to 1219 code for a protein of 385 amino acids.